CAAGCACAUAUCAAAGUAGAAAUAGAGGGUAAAAAAGAUGAUUCCCAGAAGAAGAAGAAAAAAGAAAAGAAAGAGCGAGGACACUUGUAUAAUACUGAGACGACAUUGUCGAACUUGCAAUAGCAACUGCAACAACAUGUUAGCUCUAACAAGUGCCACUGGAAAGCUGGGCGGCGCAGUCCUCAACGCUAUCCUCGAGCAUAAACUCAUUGAUCCAAAGGAGCUUGUAGUUUGUACCUCAACCGACCCCUCCUCCCCCCGCCUUUCCCACCUACACGCCCAUUCCCUCACAAUCCGGCACGCAGACUUCUCCGACCCAUCUUCCCUCCGCACCGCAUACAAAGGAUGCACCCGCCUCUUCCUCGUUUCCACACCCGCAAUCGCUAUGGACUACAACUCCGCACCCCUCUGGUCCGGUCGCGAAGCGCACCACCGCGCCGCCAUUGACGCGGCUGUCGCCGUAGGCGUUAGACACAUUUACUACACUUCGCUCGCUUUUGCGCGGCCCUCGCGGGCGGGCGUCAUGCGCGCGCAUAUUCGCACUGAAGAAUAUCUCGAAGACCUCCAGAAACGGGGUGUGGUGGAUUACACGGUGAUUCGCGAGGGGCUGUACAAUGAGAGCUGGCCGCUGUAUUUCGGGUAUUACUAUGGUCUUGGUGAGGAGAAGAGGAAGAAAGUAGUGGUUGCGGGGGAUGGGAGGGUGAGUUGGACGGCGAUUAAGGAUAUGGGGUUUGCGACUGCGAAGGUGCUGGCGGGGGAGCCGGGGAGGUGGUUGGGGAAGACGUUUUAUCUUAGUCAGAAGGAGACGAGGUCGUUGGGGGAUAUUGCGCGGUUGGUGGGGGAGAUUAGGGGGGAGGAGGUGAAGCUGCAGGUUGUGGAGAGGAAGGAGUAUGAGGAUUAUUAUGUGCAGGAGAUGGGGAUGGAGAGGGCGGCAGUGGAGUGGUGGAGUAGCACGUAUGAAGCGCUGGAGCAGGGGGAGUGCGCGAUUGAGGAUGAUACGCUCGAGGGGAUCUUGAGGGAGGCGGGGAGGACGCCAGUGCCGGUGGAGGUUACGAUUCGAGAGAUGAUGAAGUGAGGUGGCUAGUCUAGCUCUCCCUUGAACUUCUCAGUGCCCGACGAAACAGUCGAAUUCAUCGCGGUGAAGUAUCCGUGCUGGAUCCCAGCUUGCGAAACAGAGUAUCUGACCUAUGUACCGGCAGAAGCGGCGUCGCUUGCUUUCCUGCUCUUCUAUGCUUCGAGUUGCCAUG
Molecule: messenger RNA, 1247 nt
Organism: Bipolaris sorokiniana ND90Pr
Lineage: Eukaryota; Fungi; Ascomycota; Dothideomycetes; Pleosporales; Pleosporaceae
Exons: 2
Coding region: 137-1075 (312 amino acids)
Source: RefSeq, a predicted model, not a curated record